CUUGUCCUUGCUUAUGGAAAUAUUCCAGACCUCCACACGAGAGGGGAGGGAACAUAUAAGCGCUUCGAAGAAGGCAGCAUGUGUCUUCAUGAAAAGCUUUACAACUCACAACCCUGCAGAUACCUCAAGGUCCACCCGAUCCACCCCAAGAGGCCCACCAUGGCAUCUAGUCCACAUUGGACACACCUCCCGUUCCGGCUCACUUCAGCCGGCGAAGUGCUGGCAGCAGGCAUUGCCCUCCCCAUCGCUUGCCUCGCCUGUGUCAUGCUUCGUUUCUUUGCUCGAGCCAGACAAAAGGUUCGCCUGGGUCUGGACGACUGGUUACUCGUGCCUGCAGCGAUUAUGGUAACCGGAAUGGGUAUAUGCUUCAUCUAUGGCUACUCCGUCCACGUAAUGGGAUACCCUACACCCUACCCCAUAAGUGACGAUCCCAAAAAGGCAUUAGCGAAGUACAACCGCGCCUACGAAAUCGAAGCUAAGAUUGAAUUUUACUUCCAACUCUUCAUGAUCGCAGCGUACGGCUUCAUCAAAGCGAGCAUCGUCCUCUUUUACCGCCGUAUCUUUGUCUCGAACAAGAAAUCCCGAUUCGCCGUCAUCUCCAACAUCUGCCUCGCCUUAACGGUGGUGUGGGCCUUGGCAUUCUUCCUCCUGUUUUUAUUCGGUUGCAAGACGAAAGUCUACCUCCAUUGGGCGCCUAUCCAGGAAGUAAGGGAGCACUGUGGGGACCCCCUUGCCGCCGAGUCAGCCUGGUCAUCUCGGACCUCAUCACUGAUUUGGCGAUCCUGCUCCUGCCCUUUCCCAAGGUAUGAGUCGACCAUCGGGGAUGAUGUCAGUUGUACUUACGAUGGCAUGCAGAUAUGGACGCUCCAAAUGUCUGUGAGACGGAAGAUUGCGCUCAGCUGUAUUUUCGGAGUGGGGUUGAUGGCGCUGUCAGCCUCUGUCGUGAGACUGGCUGUUUACCUGAUUGUCUUUGAGGUCGGGUAUGAGGCUGGAUACGACCCUGACCGUGAGUUGCCCCUUACCUUCUUGAGGACGUAUCUAAUGUGCUAG
Molecule: messenger RNA, 1050 nt
Organism: Aspergillus bombycis
Lineage: Eukaryota; Fungi; Ascomycota; Eurotiomycetes; Eurotiales; Aspergillaceae
Exons: 4
Source: RefSeq, a predicted model, not a curated record